AUGCUGCUGCCGGGCGGGGGUGGCGGCGCGGGCCCGCCGGCGCUGGCCGCCCUGUCCCAGGUGCUGCGGCUGGAGCCGAGCCGCCGCGCCGGCGUCGUGUUCCCGCUGCAGAAGCUGGAGCGGUACCUGGCGCCCGGCGCCGACACGGAGCGGUUCCGCCUCUUCCAGCCCGGCCUGGCCGCCCUGCAGCGCGCCGAGCUGCUCUUCAGGCCCGGCCACGGCCACGCCAUCGAGUACGUGAGCUCGGCCGUCCGCAUGGGCCAUGCCCCGCCGCCCGGGCCGCCCGAGGUGUGCUUCAUCGGCCGCAGCAACGUGGGCAAGUCGUCUUUAAUCCGAGCCUUGUUCUCUCUGGCCCCUGAGGUGGAGGUCAGAGUGUCAAAAACUCCGGGCCAUACCAAGAAGAUGAAUUUCUUCAAAGUAGGGAAGUACUUUACUGUGGUGGAUAUGCCAGGAUACGGCUACCGUGCCCCGCAAGACUUUGUGGAGAUGGUGGAGGCCUAUCUGCAGGAGCGGCACAACCUGAAGAGGACUUUUCUAUUAGUUGAUGGUGUAGUAGGACUCCAGAAAAAAGAUCAUAUUGCUGUAGAGAUGCUGGAAGAGUUUGGGAUUCCUUAUGUGAUGGUGUUAACAAAAAUUGACCGUGCUUCCAGAGGACUGUUGUUAAAGAAUGUACUGGAAAUCCAGGAGUUUGUAAAGGAGAAAACUCAGGGAUGCUUUCCUCAGCUAUUCCUGGUCAGUUCUCUGGAGUUUUCGGGGGUUCACUUGCUAAGAUGCUUUGUAGCCCAUGUUACUGGAAACCUGCGUGCUGUAGAGGCCAGCUGAAAAGACAGGCUCCUGAUCUGCUCAGCUCAUCCAGAACAAAAGGUGCGGCAUGACAGCACAGGUUGCCCGCACACGUCAAGCUGUUCCUGUUCCCGGUGUGUGAAGGAAAGGACAUACCUUUAAUGGGGUCUGCUUUUUGAUUACUGUUGGCUUGAAACAAAAUGGAAUAAAAGACUGACAUCUAGGGGAAUGCCCUCCUUCUGCACUUUA
Molecule: messenger RNA, 1032 nt
Organism: Falco peregrinus (peregrine falcon)
Lineage: Eukaryota; Metazoa; Chordata; Aves; Falconiformes; Falconidae
Gene: GTPBP8
Product: GTP binding protein 8 (putative)
Cellular component (GO): mitochondrion
Molecular function (GO): GTP binding
Source: RefSeq, a predicted model, not a curated record